This is a messenger RNA of Protopterus annectens (West African lungfish), 3238 nucleotides long. RefSeq names its product nanos homolog 1-like. The record is from RefSeq and is a predicted model, not a curated record. Gene Ontology annotation, cellular component: perinuclear region of cytoplasm. The transcript has a single exon. NCBI's taxonomy places the organism in Eukaryota, Metazoa, Chordata, Ceratodontiformes, Protopteridae. Gene Ontology annotation, biological process: negative regulation of translation; oogenesis. Gene Ontology annotation, molecular function: mRNA binding; zinc ion binding. The coding region runs from base 249 to 917 and encodes 222 amino acids.
AAAAAUCAGCAGGCAUUCUCUUUCAGGCUUAGAAAGCAAAGGGAACAUUGACUCGGCCUGCCUUUCCACAUUGCAUGCUUGGCUGUAACAUUCCUACCCUGGCUGAGACUAUUUGACGAAGAAUACAAGUAUCAUAAUCAGCACCAGGGAUACAAUUUUUACUGUGCAUGCAGAGAAACAUCAGCAAAUAAAGCAGAAGAAAAAAGGAGCCUUAGUGACUGCAAACUAGCACAACAACAAAACGAAGUAUGGAUUUUCUGAAUCACAACUAUCUGAGUGCUGGGAGCACAUAUGACUACACAUUUAAUUUCUGGAAUGACUACUUUGGACUUUCUACCUUGGUGACUAAAGCCAAUGAUAACAGCAGUAAAAACAGUGGACCCCAGAGCCCUAACUCUAUCACUGAGUCCCUGAAGGCCAGUUUAGGGCUGGAGGAGACACUUUGCCCUUGUGUUGUCAGAGAUGAUGGGGGCACCAUGGAUUGCUGCUGCCCCUCAAGCCCCCCCAGUUCAAUCCUAGACUUGGAGGAACGCUUUUCAUUUUUUAACCCUUUUCAACACACAGUGACCAUACCACAGGACAGAGAGGCCUUCAGUAGUCCAUAUGAGAGUUUUGAUUUCUUUGGGAUGGAGAGGAGGGUUAGGAAAACAAGUGGACGAAGCAAACAGGAACCAAAGAUCUGUGUCUUCUGCAGGAAUAAUGGAGCACCAGAAGAGGUGUUUGGUUCCCAUGUCUUAAAGAGCCCAGAUGGAAGGGUGCUGUGCCCAAUUCUACGAGCCUAUACUUGCCCCCUUUGCAGUGCCAAUGGAGACAAUGCCCAUACCAUCAAGUACUGCCCCCUGUCCAAAGACCAACCUCCCCAGAGAGCACUAAAGGGAGGAAGGGCUGUAGGGGGUAAAAGACUGAAAAUCUUUUAAAUAAUAAUGAAAAACUGUGCACUGAAUCUCUUAUACCUGUGACUGUUUUGGGGCAGCUACCCUAAAGCCACAUUUGCUACUCUGCAUUUCAUUUUUGCUGCAGUUUUCUUCACUAGGUUUACAAACACAAAGCUUCUUUCUGCUAAUGCUUUCAAAAGGAAGUUGCUAAGAGAUGUGGAAUGCACACUGAAAGAGAAAUAUGCUACAAGUUCUUUGUUUCGGCCAGUGCACAGUAUUCUGGAAUGUUUCUUUUUUAUGAGAAUACAAGGUGAAGGUAAAAUAUUAUACAUCAAAAAGCAAUCUAUUGAUGUAUUUAAAAUGGACAUGCCUUUAAUGCAAUCAUAUAUAAAAUAAAACAUUUAUAAAGUGUAUAAAUUAAUAAAUAUAAAGUCUUUGUGAAAAUUACUGCCUGAUGAGAAAAUGGAGGGACAAAACAAGAGUCUUUCUACUAAAAGUAAGCUUUUAUUUAUUUUCACAUGGCUUUCUUAGGAAGAACAGAACCAGAAAGGGUACAUCUUUCAGUAAACUGUAUUAAUGCAAGGCAUAGUACUGUAUCUUAUAAGACUGCUAAGUCUGUAUUGGAUUUGCCAGUACACAAAACAGGAGAAGACAGAGAGAAAGAGAGUUUGUGUGUGUGUGUGAGUGUGCGUGUGUGUGUGUGUGUGUGUGUGUGUGUGUGUGUGUGUGUGUGUGUGUGUGUGCGCACGCGUGUGGUGUCUAUCUACAAAGUGUCAGUUUUGAAAGCCUUCCUUUCUUACUCUAUGCAUACCUGCAGAUUUUUUUGUUUUGGGUUGCUGCUAUACAUAUGUAUAUAAUAAAACAGCAAUAUUUAAAUAAUGCUGCAAAUACUUAAUCAUUUUUUUUUACUUCAGUCUUGGAGCUGAGAUGUUAGAAAUGUAUCAGCUCUGCAGUUGCAUAUAUAGCAAUCAUUCCAGUUUCUUUCUUGGACUUCAUUAAUACUUGAAAGUUAACAUUCCAAAGAAAUUAACUUCUAGAUAAUACUUCUGAGCAAAUGUCAGUAAAGUUCUUUUUGUGCCCUUUUUUUAGAGUACCAUAAUUACCAUGUUAGUCAUUUACAAAUUUACUUUAUUCAUCAGUCAGAUCACUCUACACUAAGAAAAUGUAUGAACUUGUCUUUAGAAAAAUAAUUACUCAAUGACAAAUUAAACUGUCAUAUUGACUGCACUGUAUCUUUCUGCGGUGUGUCUUAGAUAAAAGAGGAAGGGUCCUGUUACGUCUUUGAGUGACAGGAUAUAAAGGUAGAUAAGCACUGGAUAUAGUUGAAAUGCAUUGCUUUUCAGUGUUGUGUAAUGUCUUGAAUUAUUAUGCUGUGUGUGCAUGUGUGUGUGUGUUUGUUGGGGGACGGGAAUGACAGGGCUUCUGCUUAACGUUAAUAGCAUACUGGUUACAGGGAAGUAGCAGAAAGUGCUUUAAAGUAAAUAAAGACAAUUCCCCUACCUUUUGUUCGAACUAUCUUAAAAAGUAAGGCAUUGCCACAAAAAAUGGGAAUUAAAGUGUUGAAUGUUAGCAACUGUUUUCAGUAAUGGUUUUGUUCUCUUGUAUGUAUUCUGUGUAUGGCAACUUUCAAAUCAGAUAUGAUGCAACAAUAAUUUAUGUAGUGAAUGUACUAGAACUUUUAAGGAAGGUGUUCUUUUUAGCUGUUUUUUUUCCCUAAGCAGGACUGCACAUAUCAUACAGUUUUGUUUACCAAAGUUGAAUGAAAAUCAAUUUUAAAUAAUAAGAGAUUUUUAAAAAGUAAAAAUGUAAUAGAUUUUGCUGUAUUGUAUAUAAAGUGCUUAAUGUAUAUUCAGUAUUUUAACACUUUUGACUGAGAAAAAAGAGGGUUGACUACCUCAAAACAGGAGAGAUUUCAAAUUAUUUCAGACUUGUACUUAUUGUAAAUGGUCAAUAAAUGCAGUUUAUAAAUAUAUUACUGCCAUUUGUAAUAGUUUUUAAUAGUAUUUUUGGAUCUUUGUAUAACAUAAUUGUAUUUUUUGCAUUACAUUUACAUUUGGAAGACAUUUUCAAAAGACGCUAUUGACACAUUUAUUGUUAGCAGAUAGAUUAUGUGAAUAAUUAAGAAUAAUCAUGAAUUUUUGAAAUUGUGCUGUAAAAUGUUCAUUGUUUUCCAAGAAAGAAAAGAAAAAUGAAGACAAGGCUUUAAAACUAGGACUUUUGUCAAGUGUAAUUGAAGUUUUUAUUAAAUGAAUUGUUAAUUUUUUAUUUAUAUUUUGUCACUAUCCUGUAUGCUGCAGGGCAGAAUCUAAGAUGAUGAAGUCACUACAUUAAUUAAAACAGCUUUACUGAAUAUUUUAAUCUCA